AUGUCAUCAAAGGAACCCUCACAAGAGCCCGAGCUCCACCUGGACUCGCCACCACACGAAGCGCAUCUGGACCCGUCUAAACCAGCAAACGCCGCAUCGCAUCCCAAGAAAAAGAAACAACGGCGGCCUCAAACGGAAGCAGAAUACCAACACCAACUUGACCUCUGGCGCACAACAGGCCCGCAAAUCAACACCGAGACCUGGCUCUACGAGAAGUUGGACCAGCUAGACCCCGAGAACCGCGCUCAUCGCGUCAAGAUCUUGCACGCGUGCGAAAAGGCCUACUAUGAGCGCGACUGGAACCUAUGUCUACAAAUGUGCCAUGUCGCAGAGUCCCUCUUUGGCGUGGAGUUGGACUCGAUGACGGCGGAUGCGCGAGACGUGGCGGCUCCACCUGCUUUGGAGAAUAAAAAGACGCGCAAGAGUUCGAAAGUCGAGCGACAUGUGUUUGAGUUGCAUGCUAUCAAAUUGCGAUGUUUGCAACGGAUCGAAGACGACAAUAGGAGUCGAUGA
Lodderomyces beijingensis is the source of this 513-nucleotide messenger RNA. The record is from the annotation of a GenBank genome assembly. NCBI's taxonomy places the organism in Eukaryota, Fungi, Ascomycota, Pichiomycetes, Serinales, Debaryomycetaceae.